This is a messenger RNA of Aspergillus mulundensis, 2109 nucleotides long. RefSeq names its product sodium:solute symporter family protein. Gene Ontology annotation, molecular function: urea transmembrane transporter activity. Gene Ontology annotation, biological process: urea transmembrane transport. The record is from RefSeq and is a predicted model, not a curated record. Gene Ontology annotation, cellular component: plasma membrane. Bases 1 to 2109 code for a protein of 702 amino acids. Lineage: Eukaryota; Fungi; Ascomycota; Eurotiomycetes; Eurotiales; Aspergillaceae. The transcript is spliced from 4 exons.
AUGUCUGCGGUUGAGGUUGACCUAGUCCCCCAAGGGACAGCAUAUGGCUUGCUUAUCGGUCUCGGCGUUCUCUUCUGCGGGGUGAUUCUCAUCGCUAUCAAAGUGCAGAAGGCCUACCUCUCCGAGGAUUCCGCGACCUCGGAGAUGUUUAUGGUCGCCAACAGAUCCGUCGGGACAGGACUGACAGCCUCGGCGGUCUUCUCAUCAUGGAUGUGGAUCAAUGAGACGGUUCUGUGCGCCGCCAUGUGUUACAGAUAUGGAUUGGCAGUACCCUUGUGGUGGGGAUCGGGUCUCUGCUUCCAGAUUGCGCUCAUGGCUGCGCUUGGAGUCAUGGCCAAGAUCAGAGUGCCCUAUGCUCAUACUUCCCUUGAGAUUAUCAAAAUGCGAUACGGCACAAUCGGUCAUCUUGUAUUCAUUGUCUUGAACUUGGUGAACAACGUCUUUGGCUGCGCUUCCAUGAUCCUCACAGGAUCUCAACUGGUAUCUGGAGUUUCUGGCAUGCACUUCGUCGCCGCCACCAUCUUGAUUCCCUUGGGAGUUGUCUUGUACACUGCUGUUGGUGGUCUCAAAGCAACCUUCCUAACAGAUUUCCUGCACACAGCUGUCGCCCUAGUCCUCAUUAUUUACUUCACCUUGUCCGUGUUGACCAACGAGCAUAUCGGCGGACUGGGCGGCCUUUACGACAAGGUGAUGGCCACGGCCAGCGAGAACUAUAUCCAGGACAACUACGAGGGAUCACUGCUCACGAUGAAGUCCAAGGGAGCCAUUAUCUGGGGUCUCACUUUGAAGUUCGGAAAUCUGGCUCUUGUCGUCAUGGAUACUGCCUUCUGGCAAAAGUCUUUUGCUAGCGAAGUCAAUUCAACCGUGCCGGCAUAUAACCUCGCCGCAGUCGCCGUGUUCGGGAUCCCAUGGGGCUUAGGAACGGUCCUUGGUCUAUCUGCCAGGGCACUUCACCUCACGCCCAUAUUCCCAACUUAUCCCGGGGACAUCACUGAGACACAGGUAUCAACAGGUCUGGUAAUGCCAUUCCUCGUCAAAGCUCUCAUUGGCAAAUCUGGCAUCGUGGCGUUCUUUGUCCUCUUGUUUAUGGCUCUGACAAGCACUGUGUCGUCUUCCAUGAUUGCAGUCAGCAGUAUCCUCUCGUUUGACAUCUACAAGACGUACUUCAACCCCAAGGCAACAGACAGGAAGCUACUCAAAGCCAGUCAUAUUACCGUGGUGAUCCACGCUAUCUUCAUUACCGGCAUUUCAAUCGCCUUGAACUACGGCGGUGCCAACAUGACCUGGCUUGGUUACUUCCGACCAGUUAUUUCCUGUCCUGGAAUCAUACCUCUUGGUCUUACUCUCUUCUGGAGCCGUCAGACCAAACUGGCUGCGAUUCUCGCUCCUGUCUUAGGAUUCUUUACAGGGCUCGCAAUCUGGUUGGGCACCGCGCAUGCCCUAUAUGGCGCAGUGAACAUGACAACAACAGGAAAUCCCUUGCCCGCUCUCUACGGAGCCAUCGGGUCUUUUUUCUCUCCGGCUAUCUACUCGGUCCUGAUAUCUCUCUACAAGCCCUACAAGUUCGACUGGCGUGUCUUCCUCCGCAUAGAACUGGCUGACGAAGCCCAGCUUCACAGCCCUGACAAGUCAACAGCAACGAUCACCGAGUCAGAAGUAAAAGAGAAAUCCGGCACCCAAACGCCAAAAUCUGACGCAACCACAGCCGCAACUGCGGAUCCCGAACACACUGGCGCCCACGACAAACCCAUCUCUUCCUCCAGAGCGGCAUCAACUCCCCCGUCCGAACUGAGCCUAGACGACAUCCGCCACCCCUUCGAUGAGGCAACCCUGAAAGAGCUGAACCGGUGGAUGAAGAUUGCCUGGGUAAUCUUCGUUGUCAUCGUUCUGGUUACCUUCGUCCUCUGGCCGAUGCCACUGUACCGCAACUACAUCUUCACUAAGUCGUUUUUCUCGGGUUGGGUAUCUGUCGCUAUCGUCUGGCAGUUCUUUGCUUUCUUCGCUGUUGUAAUCUACCCGCUCUAUGACGGACGAUAUGAGAUUAAUAAGGGUGUCAGGGGAAUGUGGAGGUCUACGAAUGAGUUUCUGGGGAAGAGGGGCUCGAAUUAA